CAUAUCGAUUAUCCUUAACAUACAUUGACCUUUUAUCUUCAUUUCUACACAUACAAAAUCUGAAAAGACCCAUAUGGUCAAAAUAUCAUCAUGUCUAUUUGAAAAUACCAGGUGGUCAAGACAUCUUCAUUUCUACACAUACGAGAUUUGAAAAGACCAGGUGGUCAAGAGAUCUUCAUUUCUACACAUACGAGAUCUAAAAAUACCAGGUGGUCAAGAGAUCUUAAUUCCUCGGUCCCUUUGGAUCAUUGAUAUAUUAUUGUUAAGAAAUAACCCCUUAAUUAGAGAGAAUUUUUUACUUUAUGAUGGAUCAUCAUCAUCACCAUCAUAGGGAAAAUGAAUUUGAAUAUCAAGAAAUCCAGAAAGCAAAGACAUCAUCAAAAUUCAAUAGAUCAAGGACUAUACACAGCCCGAGAAACUCGAUUGAAUUCCCCGAAAAGCCCUUGUAUGUCUAUCCUUCUCCUCAUUCGAUUGAACGUAAUGGCUCCAUUAAAAAGCUCCAUUGUUCACCUUUAGGAUCCAUGGUUGGAACUUCAUUCAAAGGAAAAGUGAAAAAGUUGUAUUCAAUUUUCGACUCUCGUAAGGAAAAUCAUCGAUCCUCGAUUCCAAAACCUCAAACCAAGCAUUCAAAGCCAUUGAUUUCGAACACUCUGUUAUUGCCUGGAACAGAGGAUCGUGUGGUAAUUUACUUCACGAGUAUACGUGGAAUUCGAAGGACAUUCGAGGAUUGUUACACAAUGAAAAUGAUAUUAGGAAGCUAUCGCGUUAAAGUCGAUGAAAGAGAUGUCUCGAUGCACAUUGCAUAUAGGAAGGAAUUACAAAAUGUUAUAGGUGAGAAGAACAACAAUAAUAUUGUGACAUUGCCACAAGUUUUUAUCAAAGGGAAAUACAUUGGAGGUGCUGAAUUGAUCAAGCAAUUGAACGAAAUUGGCGAAUUACCGAAGUUAUUAAGAGGGAUUCCUUUAAGGCCAAUUGGUUAUAUUUGUGAAGUUUGUGGGGAUGUACGAUUCUUGCCUUGCUCGAAUUGCGAUGGCAGCAGGAAAUUUUUCGACGAAGAUGAAGGACAAGUUAGGAGGUGUCUUAUUUGUAAUGAGAAUGGAUUGAUUCGAUGCACACUUUGUUGUUCUUGAUCUACAUAAAUUUGU
Molecule: messenger RNA, 1145 nt
Organism: Solanum tuberosum (potato)
Lineage: Eukaryota; Viridiplantae; Streptophyta; Magnoliopsida; Solanales; Solanaceae
Exons: 1
Coding region: 303-1130 (275 amino acids)
Source: RefSeq, a predicted model, not a curated record